Molecule: messenger RNA, 2601 nt
Organism: Symbiodinium pilosum
Lineage: Eukaryota; Dinophyceae; Suessiales; Symbiodiniaceae
Source: the annotation of a GenBank genome assembly
AUGCUGGUGGUCGGGGGGCCCGUCAUCGUGUAUCCGAUCGCUGAAUUCUUCAAUAGUUGGGGCAACAGGAGCAGCAAGUACAUGGCUAGCUAUAACAUGGCAAUGCAAAAUUUCUGCUUCCUGCUGGGGCCUUCACUUGGAGCAUCUGUACGUUUCUCCCUGGAGGGCGUGAUUGGGACAAUGCUUGCCCUGGGGAACGUUCUUUUGAUCAACCGGGCCUUUGGUAGUUAUAUGAAUGGAGGCGCUUUUGCAACUCGCACCAAUGUUACAGAUGUUGCCCUUGGGCAAAUGAUUUACGACUCUGAGUGGCUGCCCCUUUGCAACUUGGGCACAGGGGAGCGGUUUGUGCAGACCAACAGCACAGCAGAAUUCUUCCGACAAUGCCUCUUCAACGUGCAUUGGGACUCUGUGACAGAGGGCUCGGCAAGGUCCUUGAUCGUCCUGGGAGAUCUUACCAUCUUCUCAAGCAUCUUUCUCUGGAUUGGAUUUGGAACUUGCGUCCGCGUCUAUGCUCUGAUCUAUGUCAUCUACUGGGCCAUGUCCUUCGUGAACCCUACAUCUCCAGCAUUCAGUGAUGACCCAUCCGAUCCAUGGACUCAAUCCAUCAUGACCUGUUGCGGGGCCUUCAUUGCGGUCCUGAGCCAACUUCUGCCUUGCAGGAAUGAUGCCCUUAGGCAGGCUACCAGUCUUGCAACAGAGCUGGCUGAGACUACGCGUGCUGUAAUUGAAGGGCUGCCUUUUGCAGCAUCAAGAUCGGAGGUCUGCAUUGCCAUCGAGUCUGCAAUAGAAGGCACGAGGCUUUGGCAAGAUGAUAUCGCCGAGCACCUAUCUUAUGCCUGGUUCGAGGACUUCGGCUUAUGGACUUCCAGAUGCCGGCGGCGAAAGAAGCUCGAGGCCUACGUGGAACUACUGGGUUCACUUCUGCAACACGCCUCGAUGGCGUGCCGCCUUGCCAAGCAGACGCUCGACGCUGAUGCGCACAAGUUUGCGUCCGCUCUAUCCUCCAUUCAGGACGUGUGUUCUGGCGCUGCCCGGGCGGUGCCUGUCCCUGGCGAGUGCGUAGAUGAAGGUGCAAUCGACGAUUAUCAGGAGGCCAUGCAGACAUUGGAAGUGGAGUUUUCAAAGGUCGCACCCGAGCUCAGCGGAUUCAUCAUGAGCUUUGCCCUGGCUUUGUGCACCAUCGCAUCAGGCACAAUCUCGAGGCUGAAAGUGCUGGACAGCACCACCUUCAAGAAAACUUCCAAUCCUCUGAGGUUCAUCGUGGAGCUCUCGUCCCGGCUGGAACUGGCUCAAACACGAAACUACCCUUCGCACAAGCGAUUCGUACUCCGAAGUACGCUGGCGAUUGUGUUUUCAUUUUUGUUCGGCUGGCUGGGAUUGGAGCGAAUGCUGAGUGCAUACAAUUCCGGGGCAGCAGUCACAGUUGCCACCGUGGUAUCCACCACCACUGGAGCAGGCUUCUCCCUGGGUUUGAUAACCCGGCGCCUGAAUGCGGUCGUGGUGGGUACGGUCCUGGGCCACUCUAUGGGCCAAGUCUUGGCAGUUCAGACAGAGUUCCAUGCCUCGCUAUUUGCCUUGUGGCUGUGGGUAUAUGGUUUCGUGCUGAUCUUCCAGAUUCUGCACUCAUCGACCAAUGCAGGAGUUGCGCUUUCCACAUUGGCAAUUGGAGUCUAUUCCUUGGUGCCUUCGACAGGCGUUUUCCGAUAUUACAAUGCCUCAGUUGAUGUGCAAGCUGAGCUUUACCUGGGCUCGAGUGUAAAGGCGGCCGUGCUGGGAGGAGCCAUCAUGUUGAUCAUUGACUUGGUCCUCUUCUCCAGUGCUCGCAGCCUAGCCCAGCAGCAGCUCAAGCACACUGUGAAGAAAUGUAAAGGCCUGCUCUCGCGGGUCAUGGGCUUAAACCACGUGCAGCGCAAAGAAGCAUCUAAUGCUGACGGCUCUUCCAAUGAGGAGGCCCUUGUCCUGCACCAUCUUGAUGAUUUGAAGAGGCUCUUGCCUAGUGCGACACAAGAACCGGCGCCAAAAGGAAUUGAAUUUCCUUCUGAGCUUUUUGAGAAGCUAGAAGGCUCCUUCAGGACCGUUGUGUCUGAGCUGGGUACUCUGGAGUGGCUCUUUGCAAUGAUUGCUGAGUCUUCGGGAACCUCAUCUUCAGUCUUGUCCGGCCAGAAGGAUUUCGAAUCUCUCUUGCUGGAGAUGGAAACGUUCUUCACCGAUGAGCUCAGCAAUAUACAGGUGAUGUUGCAGGACUUGUAUGCCAGGAAACUACAGGCGGCCAGGGCUGAUGAUACCAACGGUAAAGCCGCUGAGCUUCGCCAGUCUAUUCUGGAUCGGGGGGAGGAUGCCCUCAGGUCAGCGACUACUCCACAGUCAAAUCCGAAGCACCAUGCUAGCACCAGGAGGUUGUCGGGUCUCCUGGCAGCUGUGGGGUCCAGGAAGCAGUCCUUCCAGCAGUUAGUGGUGAAGAUGCGCAUGGCUGCAAGUACAGCCCGCGGAAACACGCCGCUCUCCGACAUGCUCUCUCAAGUUGAGCUCCUCAUCAGUGCCCUCCAUACUUGCAGCGCGGCCAUCUCAAACAUUCAGACGGCUUUGGCGCAGUACGGAUAA